UCAUCGUAUUGUUCCCGCCACCUCUCCCUUCCUCGUCCUUCCCCUCUUGAUAUAAGACAGUUUGGCACCGGUUGCGAAACUACUCCCUUCCUUCUUCUUGUCUCACCGACACCCUUUACUCUUCACACCUCACUCGCCCUGACCUCGAACAAACGUUUUAUCCGUUGACCGGAACGUUUCUCGACUCUCCACUAUCUACCCACCACUUCGCUCGACACAGCACACACAAAGCACACGUUGCAUACACACAGCACAUAGCCUCGACGGUCUAUAUAUCUCCCCAAAGGACAGCACGCACCUACUCCAAUUCCAGGUCGUCCAUCUCGCACAUUGACUUUUACUUUCACCAAAACCAAACUUCACUUUCAAUCUCGAUACCUAUACCUACAUCAUCACAAGAUCACAAGAUGAUCUCCCUCGUAUCCCUCCUCCAAAUCAUCCUGGUCCUGGCGACCCUCAACCUGACCUCCGCCGCACCCAUCGCUCACGACGCUGGCUUUGCCGACCUGGAAGUCAGGGACGUAUCAUACAUGCAAUCCCGCCUCUUCCCCCUUGGCGGUUACCCCUCCAAAUCAGCUUGGACGACCUCCACAGCCCUGUCUGACCGGUUCAACCUCCAAGCCGGGAUCCCUAUCAACAAGGGCGGUAAACCUCCUCAGGGGCACGCUCCGGAUGGGAAAGGCGCUAUCGUCAGUUUCUUCCCCCAGGGGAGCAUCAACCCCGGGAACAAGCAAGCUCCUAAGGGAGGGAUGAGCUGGUAUACCUCCGGUCCUCACUGGGGGUCGACUUUCACCAAAGGAACGGGGUCUUGGGAGGACGACCUGACGCGGGCUAAAGAGAUCACGUUUGGGUACUCGGUCAUGUUCGAGAACGGGUUCCAGUUUAAUAAAGGAGGGAAAUUGCCUGGGGUUUAUGGAGGGGUUAGUGAGGAGGAGGCGGUUGGGUGUUCGGGUGGGAGGCAAGAAGGACGGGACGGGUGUUUCAGCUCGAGGUUGAUGUGGCGAACGGACGGAGCGGGCGAGACCUACAACUACCUCCCUACAUCCGCUCAUCAGCCCGAAUCUUACUGUCAGACCGGACCCGAGAGCCAUUGUAACCCGGAUUACGGCGAUUCCAUCGGAAGGAAGUCGUUCUACUUUACCCCUGGGCAAUGGGUGACCGUCACCCAGCGGAUCAAGCUCAACGAUGUUGGGAGCUCGAACGGUGCGAUCGAGAUCUUCGUCGACGGCAUCUCCAAGCUCAACGUCCAGGGUAUCGAACUGAGAACCCGGGGAGACUCUGUCUUCCGGGGUAUUCAGGCUCAGACCUUCUUCGGAGGACACUCGACCGAUUGGGCGUCGCCUAAGGACCAGACGGCUUGGUUCAAGGAUUGGAGCUUGGCCAUCAUCAACUAGUCGACUAGGAUGGAUGGUGCUCUCGCUCUCGGUUCGGUCUCUCGGUUCACGAUUCGGGUUUUCAGGGGGUUCAUAGCUUGAGGUUUGGUUUGAUAUUUUGGGAUUUUGGAGGGAUCAUGGGAAACCUGCUUCAAAGGUUUACAUUACAGCACAUUACGACGACACGAUGCGAUAGGAUAAAGGAGAUUGAGGAUGAGAACGAGGUGGGAAGACGAGCGGGACAUGAAAGGGUUUCUCGCACGAGUUGCUCUGAUGUCGGCGGUUCGAUCCGUUUUUACGAUAAACGACCCUUAUGGUCGCAGCCACGAUCCCACGAUAGGCGAAGACGAAAGCGCGAGGGAAGAACUGAGGCGGGUCACUGGUUGAUCUUCCGGGUCUCGUUCUUGCUUGUGCUUCCGAGUUGUUGAAGGGAGUGGCUUUCAUGAAGAUUAUUAUAACAUGCACAUUCGUUCGAUGA
This is a messenger RNA of Filobasidium floriforme, 1851 nucleotides long. RefSeq lists its product as uncharacterized. The record is from RefSeq and is a predicted model, not a curated record. Bases 408 to 1394 code for a protein of 328 amino acids. The transcript is spliced from 5 exons. NCBI's taxonomy places the organism in Eukaryota, Fungi, Basidiomycota, Tremellomycetes, Filobasidiales, Filobasidiaceae.